Molecule: messenger RNA, 772 nt
Organism: Suillus subalutaceus
Lineage: Eukaryota; Fungi; Basidiomycota; Agaricomycetes; Boletales; Suillaceae
Product: RecF/RecN/SMC N terminal domain-containing protein
Exons: 5
Coding region: 239-640 (133 amino acids)
Biological process (GO): sister chromatid cohesion
Cellular component (GO): cohesin complex; nucleus
Molecular function (GO): ATP binding; DNA binding; ATP hydrolysis activity
Source: RefSeq, a predicted model, not a curated record
CGAUUCCAAUUCUUUAAUGACUUGAUAGUGAUUGUUGGACAGGCUAGAUGAUGUCGAGGCCAAGCUUGCAGACACAGAGAAAGAGGCUGAUAAAGCACGGAAAGACUCAAAAAAUGCGCGCGAUCAGUUCAACGAUGUCAAGCGACAAAGAUGCGAGCUAUUCAACAAGGCGUACAACCACAUUUCAGAUUGUAUUGACCAGGUCUAUAAAGACCUCACUAAAGGGAAGGCGUCGCCGAUGGGAGGCGUCGCAUAUCUUAGUUUAGAGGACAGUGAGGAACCUUAUAAUGCCGGCAUCAAAUAUCAUGCCAUGCCCCCGAUGAAGCGAUUCCGCGACAUGGAACAACUCUCAGGCGGGGAGAAGACCGUGGCUGCUUUGGCUCUCCUUUUUGCGAUACACAGUUAUCAACCUGCACCGUUCUUUGUCCUUGACGAGGUAGACGCUGCUCUGGACAAUACCAACGUUGCCAAGAUCGCCAACUAUAUCCGGAGCCAGGCGUCCGACUCCUUCCAGUUCAUCGUCAUUAGCUUGAAGGGCUCCUUGUAUGAACGUGGUAAUUCCCUUGUUGGAAUCUACCGUGAUCAAGAUGUAAACAGCUCUCGCACGCUGACGUUGGAUCUGACUCAGUACGAUGAAUAAUGGAGUUUUAUUGUUAUUUUGCUAUCGUGGGCUGCAUACUGUGGGCUGCAUUUGGCCCAUCGAUAAUUUGUUCAACCUUGUAAUUUCAGCUGGACUUGGAGCUUGGAGGACGAUUUGAAUGGCCGGAGUCGU